Rhinichthys klamathensis goyatoka is the source of this 4828-nucleotide messenger RNA. It is a transcript of the gene snrkb, whose product is annotated as SNF related kinase b. The transcript is spliced from 6 exons. Gene Ontology annotation, cellular component: cytoplasm. The record is from RefSeq and is a predicted model, not a curated record. Gene Ontology annotation, molecular function: tau-protein kinase activity; ATP binding; protein serine/threonine kinase activity. Bases 364 to 2613 code for a protein of 749 amino acids. Lineage: Eukaryota; Metazoa; Chordata; Actinopteri; Cypriniformes; Leuciscidae. Gene Ontology annotation, biological process: microtubule cytoskeleton organization; protein phosphorylation; intracellular signal transduction.
UGCAUUGACGUCAGAGGAGGGAGAGAGCGCUCGAGCGCUAGAGCAGAAGUGAGCGCGAGCACUGCGGAGCGACGCGCGCACCACUACAUGCCUCGUCCUGGUCGGACAGUGGGCAUCAUUUAUUGAUAAAAACAACAGCGAGCAGACGUGUGAAGAUAUUGGGAAGCGAAUAUUUUGUUUAGCCUCCAGAAAUAUACACAAGGGGAAGCUGAGAGUAUUUCCAACGGAUGCUCGUUUACAUAGACGCAUGAAACGCUGCCUACCACUUUAUAUGGUGAUGUCUCAGUAGAGUCCCAGUUUCCUUCAGCUCCCUUACGUAAAAGAGCCCAGCCCUGCAACUGUACCUCCACUGCUUGAUCCAAAAUGUCUGCCACCAAAAGCGGUUAUGAGGGCAAGAUAGCCGGCCUAUACGAUCUAGACCGCACACUGGGCAAAGGUCAUUUCGCCGUGGUCAAACUAGCCCGUCACGUAUUCACGGGCCAACUAGUAGCAGUCAAAGUCAUUGACAAGACCAAGCUUGACGAUUUAGCAACUGGCCACUUGCUACAAGAAGUCCGUUGCAUGAAACUCGUCCAGCACCCCAAUGUAGUGCGACUGUAUGAGGUCAUCGAUACACAGACCAAGCUCUACCUCAUCCUAGAGCUGGGCGACGGAGGUGACAUGUACGAUUACAUCUUGCGUCACGAAGGCGGGGUGGCCGAAGUCACGGCGAAAGUGCACUUUGCGCAGAUCGUACGAGCGAUAGCCUACUGCCAUCGUCUGCAUGUUGUCCACAGAGAUCUGAAGCCGGAGAAUGUGGUGUUCUUCAGGCAGCAAGGGACGGUGAAGCUAACAGAUUUUGGCUUUAGUAACCACUUUAAGCCUGGGACAAUGUUGAUGACCAGCUGUGGUUCACUAGCAUAUUCUGCCCCAGAAAUACUGCUAGGCGAAGAGUAUGAUGCUCCUGCAGUAGAUAUCUGGUCACUGGGUGUAAUCCUCUAUAUGCUAGUGUGUGGACAACCACCCUUUCAGGAGGCCAACGACAGCGAGACCCUCAUCAUGAUCAUGGACUGUCGUUACACUGUGCCCAACCACAUCUCUCCAGAAUGCAAAGAUUUGAUUUCACGUAUGCUGCAGAGGGAUCCUGCUAAGCGGGCGUCUCUCACAGAGAUAGAGGGCCACCCUUGGUUGCAAGGUGUUGACCCUUCGCCUGCCGGAUACACAGCCGCCCCGCUUACCUCUCACCGCAGUUUGUUACCCGAAGAGCAUGAGUUCAUACUUCAGGCCAUGACCAGUGGCAGCAUCGCUGACCGAGAUGCCAUCCAGGAAGCUUUGGAGGCUGACCGAUAUAACCACAUCACAGCCACGUACUACUUGCUGGGAGAGCGACUCCUUCGAGAAAAGCAAGAGCAGUCAAGUCUCACUCCUGAACAAAGACAUACACAGAGACCCAUGUCGGACCCACUGGACUUGGUGAGCCAAGUGCCCGGGACUGAUACACUAAGAGGAGCACCUAUGGGUCCCUUAGCGCCUCUUGGCUCUCUGUCUUCCGGCUAUGUCCGACGUGGUGUGAGCGAGUCUGGGGACCUGCUGGCUCCCAAACCCAACCGCCAUGACAACUCCUUCAGUGACUUUUGCAGCACAGCUCCAUGCUUGAGCCUCAAUUUGCGCCCUCUACCUCCAGACCAACCUACUGUCAAGAGCCUUGGAGCCUUACAGCAGAUCUGUGAGGAGGAAGAGGAAGAAGAGGACGAUGAAAAGGAGCAGAACAAAGAUGAGGUGAAGCUUGAGGUGGCACCUGGUAAACUGGGUCUGCUUCCUUCGACAGAUCUAUCAUUGAAACCUUCUAGAAUAUCUUUGCAAUCAGAGACUCAGAGGAGAACAGGGAUGCCGUCAAGUAAGGUGAUGGGAAACUGUGAAACUCUGGCCGAGGAGGAGGAACUUGAUGAACGAUCGGAAUCAACAGAAGAGCAAAAGAAGCCUUCAGAAUUAGUCUCUAACGUCUCUUCUGGCACCAUAGAACAUCAGGUAGAGAUGCCCUUGAAGACUGAAGCCCAUGUGGAAGAGUUCAACCACACAGAACAACCAGGUAGAGGAAGGGGCAAGGAUGUUUUCACCCACCCUAGCUUGUCUUUAGAUGAGCAAGAGGGAGAACAGAUUCAAGAUCCAAAUAUAGACGGACCUCCACCAGCUCCCACAUUAGAUGUUGUACAGUGCUGCUGGGGACAGCGUGAACCUUCAAAGGACACACUAGAAAAUAACAAUAAUACCCUAGCCAAAUCUCGACUGCUCGAGGUUGGGGUGGUGUCAACACCUUGUGGUUCCCCGAGGUCCCUGCCAAGGAACCACUGUGUGGACCCGGGUCCCGAUGGGGUGGAGAUGCGUAAGACUGAGGCUGAAGUCGAGAAAACUGAGGAGGUACAACCUAAACCUCAGAAAGGCCUCCAGGGAACCAGGGACACAAGUACUGACUCUGCUAUUCGGGCCGAUCCCAGCAAGGUCAAGAACGUGAACUUGCGAGAACGUCUGCUACAGUUCCCGCUCUGUGAGAAAGCCUUGUCCUUCAACAUCCAGCCCACCUCUAAAGAGAAGCUUCUACCAUUUGCACAGUACAACUGUUGCCAUGUCUUGUAGAGAUUGGAUCUCGAGAUCAAAGAACAAACUGGCAUGAGAAGCCCUCAAAUAUCUGCAACUUACUGGACACUAAAAGAAUAAGUGUGUUCUCACCUCAUACUGUAACCUCAGAGGUGCUUUCCCACACAAUCUACUAAUUGUAUAUUAUUAUUUUCUUUCCCUACCCAGCAUUCAUUGCUGCUUUCCUGUAAGACAGUUAACCUUUUGGCAAUGCUGUGUAUAUGAACACCUGUAUCUACUGACACUGCUCACUAUAUUCUGUGCUAUCUCAGAGAAUUUUAUUAGAAGUAGCAUAUGUCUUGCUAGCGUAGAAGCUUUAAUUCAAUAACUUGUCAUUUUGCACUGUAAUAUCUUAACCACAUUAAGUGUACCACAGAGUUUAGUGAUAUCACUAAACGAGUGACUGAGUGACCAUUCUUCACAGUGACACAGAAAAAGGCUACACAAGAACAUACGGUGAACAAUCACAAUAGAGGCCAUUUAGGCUCAAGGACUAGCCACUUAGUCAGUACAGUAGUCCUAACAAGUUUUUAGUCAUUCAUUUGUGUUGUUUUUGCCGGUGACUGUGAGGCAACGUUCUUAACUCGCAGAACUUUGAAGAAGUUGCAUUCUGUGGCAUUGAUGAAGUUGCUAAUUCUCGUGCUAGCAUGUUAGCUUGCAUCUUUACUGUCAGGCAGUGGGACAGGAAGCAGAACAGUUUGCCACAUUGAUACAGUGAACAGUGACAGUUUGGGAGCAUGGUUAUGAAAGCAUGCUAAAUGAGCACAGCUUAGCAUAACAUUAGCAUUUUGUGAGCUGGGGGACUGACUAGGGAAAGAUGCUAAGUAUAUCUGUGAUAUAUUUACAAAAAAAAAAAACAGAGAGGGCUCGAACAGAGAUUAUUCUGAGAGAUUAUAGCUAGAGACUUUUUGUGAAACGGACAUAAUGUUACACAAAAACAGAAGACUGGUCUUCCUAGAGCAGUAUUUUGGAGUUUGUUUUAAAACUGCUAAUUCUUGGAAAUAUUAUGAAGCUUUUAUCAAAUAUUAGAGAGUUAUCAAGGGUUUUUUAGAAAGAUGGUGACAAAGACAUCAUAUCUUUUUUUUCUUUUACAUAAGGAGAUAUGUGAGGGAGAUUAAUUACAUAACAUUGAACAUCUGUUUUUGUUUAAUCAUUUGCCUUUGGGUACAUUUUUAACAUAUGUUGUAUGUAUGGGUAUAAGCUCUUUGAAAUAUCCAUAUAUUAUGUACAGUGUAUAUAUAUUUUUUGAACAUUAUGCUAUUGGUAUGAUGUUGUAUUUUGACCCUUGCACCGUAUCCAUACAAACAUUUCAAACCCUCCAUUUUAGAUCGUAUUCAGUGAACGUAGCAACUUUUAUGACACUAGUUUGAUGAUCGACAGAGAUCAUAUAGAUCAUAAAUACAUUUGAAGAGCUGUAUGAUAUCAUAAAGCUAAAUUGCGUAGCUGAGCCUAGCUUAAAAUGUACAUUGAGAAAAUCCAGCCUUCGUAUGUUGCAAUGGCAUGAGUGAAGCUAGCGGUUACUGUUGUUUUUACCUCCUAAACAGCCUAAACACGAUCACAUAAACAUUUAGAUAGCAGGUGUGACUGUGGUUACUGUUACUUUGGUACUCUAAAGGACGUCAAAGUUAUUCAGUCACUUCACAUGUUCGUAAGUUUCUGUGCUAUACAUAGUACACCUGUCACUGGUGAAUUAAUUAUUUUUUGUCAUACUGUAGUCAAUGUAAAUGCAAAUGUCGAAUAGGCCUAUACUUUUUUUUUUUUUCUUUUUUUUUUGCAAUAUCUUGGACCACGAAUAAGCUUGACCAAAUGCACAAGAAUAGAUGUAAUAAUGUAAAAGGUGCUUUGGGGAGAGAUGUCGAGGGUUAAAUUACAUCUAUGUAACGUGAAAUUUGAAUUUUAAUUCCCAUACAAAGUUUAAACUAGGAACAACCAUCCUGACCUGCGAUGUUUUGUAAGUACAACCUUCUGAACCAAUCGGAUGGCAGAGCGAUAUAAAAGCCAGACGUGCAUUAUAUUUUCGUAAUCAGCCUUUUUUUUCUUAUUAUUUUGAUGUUACUCAUUUGACAUGGGUCUCCAUCCUUCAAAGAAUCUGUAAUCACUUCACAACAGUUGGAUUUUGGUUUGUCUAUAGUCCCAUUGACCCUUACUAAAACUAUGACUGUCUCAAUGAGAUUAAUUUAUUUUUAUAUUUAUUUAUUAAAACUGAUUAAACUGC